Molecule: messenger RNA, 2699 nt
Organism: Rhincodon typus (whale shark)
Lineage: Eukaryota; Metazoa; Chordata; Chondrichthyes; Orectolobiformes; Rhincodontidae
Product: collagen alpha-1(XXIII) chain-like
Exons: 19
Coding region: 1061-2269 (402 amino acids)
Source: RefSeq, a predicted model, not a curated record
AAGGUGGAAAUGCGUCCUUCGUCUGUGGUAUCAAUUUUAUAGUUAAUCAGGAAUUAGAGCAGGUUUUAAUUCCUUUAACUUUUCCCGAGAUACUGCUGGGCUAAAUAAGUCUGGAUCCUCCCAAGUCUCCAACUUAGGCAGAAUAGGGCAAAACGUCGGUCUCCACCCUCAAUCUCGCCAACUGGCCGCCGGAGGGCGAUAGAAAGACAACAAAAUAACCAGGAGACCCAAAUCAUCAAAUGUACAUUGAAUAUCAGCUAUUGGAGCCAGCUAUUCUUGGUAGCCUUCAAGGUUGUAUUUUCCCGUGUUUCUUACUGACUUCGCAAUGGUACAAAUAAAUAUUUCGAUGUAUCCCAAGUCAAAGCCUACGCCUGAGCAGCACAUGCUCCCUUAGUUAUUUAUUGUGAGUUUAAUUAUCGUCACAAUGUGAGAGAUGUCAUGUAUUUGGUGAUGUUUAAAAAUGGAUGAUCUGGCACUAUCUUUCAUCAUUACGCAUUACCGUUUAUUAUUGUUUUUAGUUAGAAAAUUAAAGAUACUUUGGGCUCAGCUGUUUGUUGUACGUAAUGGGUCCCGAAUAUUCUAUUUUGUAUUGUCUCUUUAAAGUUGCUCGACGUUUUUAUAAUGAUUGUGGUUUUCAUGUGGUUUCCUGUUUAGUGUAGCGUGGGCGGGGUCACGUCAGUCGGCUUUGCAUAAGUAAAUAUCCAAGGUCUGGAAGAGGGAAAUAGUGGUGGGGAAUCUAUUGCAGCAUUUACUUUAAACGUUGGCUAAUCACAGGCAUGUCGUUCAUUGUUGGGACUUGAUUCACAAUUCAAAACUUUUUAUGUUUUAAAUACUGCAUUAGUGGAUUUAAUGAACGGGGGAGAAUAUAAACGACAGCAACGCCGAAAUAGAACAGGGAAGCAACUGUGAGGAAUUUACGCGGUGUGUGAAAAACUUGAGAUUGCAGGUUUUUUGCAAUCCCGGAUUGCUUUGUUUUCAACAAAAUUUGUUUAAUUUUGGUUGGUUUUUUAACGCUAAUAAAACAUUCGCCUUUGCAACUGGCGUUGCCAAGUUUUGUAAGAUGGGCAAGAAUGAUCAGUCACCUAAGGCUGGGAAAAGUAAGAAAGAAAUGAUGCCAACAUCAAAUCCUACAUUAUGCUUAAGGACACUGACAACAGUAGUCAGCUUACUGUUAUCAGUCAUUUCUGUUGUGUUUUGCCUGUUUCUAAAUGUUAAAACUGCGAGGUUGCAAGAUAGAGUAAAGCUGUUGGAAAAUCAAAAAGGAAGCUUUUCAUUGCAAGCAGUGCGGGAGAUUUUAUGGGACGAUGCAAAUUUACUGCCCUUACUGCAGAAAAGAAUCGACGAACUUCAAGAGGAAUUGACUGAUGGAGUUGCAAAAAUCAGAACAGUUAGAGAAGCUACAUCUGAAUGUCUCUGUCCACCUGGCCCUCCAGGAAAGCGUGGCAAACCGGGAAGAAAAGGAGUCAAUGGAAUUCCUGGGCCACCAGGAAGAGAUGGUUAUCCGGGCCCCCUUGGAUUGGAUGGAAAGCCAGGCCAACCUGGACCAAAAGGAGAAAAGGGUGAUCAAGGCAAUCCUGGACCAUCAGGUCUUGGUGGUCCUGUGGGUCCAACAGGACCCCGAGGAGAUCCAGGGAAGGAUGGUGUCCGUGGACCUCCAGGUGCAACUGGAGAAAAAGGUAUUGCAGGUCCUCCAGGAUUACGGGGGUCAAUGGGAUUAAAGGGUGAACCUGGCGAGAAGGGUGAAAAGGGACGCCCAGGACUGAAUGGUCAAAAAGGUGAACAAGGAACAACGGAGAUAAUAGACUACGAUGGAAAAAUCCAAGAGGCUCUACAGGGUUUAAUUGGGCCUAAAGGAGAAUCCGGAGUCCCAGGAAUUCCAGGACAGAAAGGUGAAAAAGGAGAAAUCGGUUUCUCUGGUCCACCUGGUGAACCAGGAUUGAAUGGCAGUAAAGGUGAAAAGGGUGAUGGCAGUAGAAAAGGUGAUAGAGGUUUACCUGGCAUACAGGGAAAUCCUGGUUCCAUGGGUCUUAUAGGUCUACCUGGUCAAAAGGGAGAAAAGGGUAAACCUGGUGAAUCGGGGUUAGAUGGUUUUCCAGGACUGAGGGGGCUGAAGGGAGACAGAGGUGACAAAGGAGAUAAGGGAGAGAGAAGUUAUCCAGGUAAAAAAGGAAGCAAGGGACAAAAGGGAGAACAAGGUCCCCCUGGAUUAGAUCAACCUUGUCCAGUGGGCCCAGAUGGCCUGCCAAUUCCAGGAUGUUGGCACAAGUGAUUACUAACCAACAAGCAAGAAGUAUGUAGAUAAUGAUGUAUUUUGUGCUUCAACACAUUGUAAAGAAACUCCACUGUUAAUAUAUUAAGCCUUGCAUAUCUGAUGAGGAUGGAGGUGUAUGGAAUGAAAUAUUAUUCCUGAAUUUAGACCAGAAGUCUCGACUUAAAGAUAACUAAUUAAGUGUCAGCUGUGGAACUGGAUUACGCUGAUAGCUACACUGCUAUUGCACGUUACCUGAGAUGUAACCUUGUCAACUCAUAAAUUGAUUUUAUAUAUGGUCUGACUCGUUUUAUUUUGAGUUGUAUAUUAUUCUAAUGAACCUUAAACAUUUAUCCAUUUUAAUCAAAUGGGGAGGAAAGCAAUGUAAUUUGCCUCCAAGUUAAGAAGAAAACCAGACAAUCCCAUUUGUGAAAAUGGCUGUUUCGUAGGU